Messenger RNA from Malus domestica (apple), 1462 nucleotides. NCBI's taxonomy places the organism in Eukaryota, Viridiplantae, Streptophyta, Magnoliopsida, Rosales, Rosaceae. The record is from RefSeq and is a predicted model, not a curated record.
CCAAAAUUACACUGGUGCAAUUCAAACUUUGAAGUAACAUUGUUUUAGCCAAAUUGCUUACGUCCAAGCCUAUCGUAUGCCGACAUGUUUAAUCCCACACAAAUAUAAAACUCAUUUAAACUACAUCUUCCCACAAACAGGAGCACAUUUACAGAAUUUGGAAGUCUGCAUGUUUUCAUGCUGACUAAUUAUAAAAUUCAAACCCCUUAAAAGAAAACCAUUCCAAAUUGAGAAGUCAGAAUAAGGAAAAGCUCACUCCAUUUAAUCUCCACCAUGGAAGACUCACCAUACGGUUCGAGAAGGCGAGAUGAGCCGGAGUUCAACCUGAGAGCGUGGGCUGUGAAGGCCAGAAUCAGCCGCGAAAACCCGAAGUCUAGAAGGUUUUCGGCUUCUUACAUUCGAAGCUUCAGAGAGGACACAAGUUCUUUCAGAUCAAACAUUACAAUCUCCAGCACUGCUUCUUCCCCUGGCUAUAACUUAAGAGAUGAAAUCGACCCGGCAACGUACUCAUUCACCACAGCCCUCAAAGCAUUGCAGGCAAGGUCCGCUCAUCACAGUUGGGAAACGUCAUCACCGGAAGGGUUUGCUUUGAAUUCAAAGUGGAACGAAGCAGAGAAAUACAUAUGCAACCCUCUAUCAGGGCAGGUUCCAAUGGAGUGUUUAUCUGCAAAAACACUUAGCGGAAGAUCGUUUCGAAACGUAACGAAUCGAAUCACAAUGUCUGCACCUCUUGUUUACUCUUCCCACUCAAGACCAAUCCAUACAACCAACAUUGCCAAGCCUUUUUCUAAUCCUACAAAAGAAGAUUUGGCUCGUCAAUUUCCAAUUCCAGGGAAGCAAAUAGAUGGAACGAGAGAUGUGGGAACUCAAAGCACUCCUCCUGAUUUGAGUUCAAGUAGUUGUCCUAGCUCUACUUCAACCCCUCCGAUCGUAGUGAGAUCGUCAAAUCGAUUUCGAGGAGGAGAUUCGUCUAAAACAAGUGCAAAAUCAAAAUCUGAUGAAGAGGGUUUGUGAUCAUUAACUUGUACAUGUUGUGAUGGAGAUUGUCAUUUGAUGGUGUCUAAGAAGGAAGAGGAUUCGCUUCAGACCUUAGUGUUCGGAGCCUUCUUAUCAAGGCAUCAUGCUGAUUGGUGUGCAAGUCAAAUCAAGACCGUUUGUUGUGUGUGGUGGGCCAAAAAAAUGAAUUAAUGAAGACUGUUGAAUUCAAUUUCUUCGACCCAGAUGAUUUAAUGAGGAGGCUUCGAACAUUAAGGUUCGGAGUGGAUUCUCUUCCAUUUAAGACCAUGUGAUUUACCAUGGUGACUGAUGGUUGCAGAAAGUGACACUAGUCUACUCUAGCUAUUCACCUAACACUACACUUCAUUUGAAAUUGUUAGUCUCCAUCUAGCCCCUAGCAACCAUGAUAUAUUCUCGUAUCUCUAUGUCAAUUAUUACGUAAUAUAACUGAUGAGUGAGAUGGAUA